AUGUCGAGCAGCGGCGUGGCGAGCGGCCCGGUGAGCCAGGUCUGUCGGCCGCAUUUCCACAGCUCGGUGUUGCACCCGUGGCUGUCUGGCAGCGGUGCGGACACGUCGAAAACACCGUGGGGAUUCCCGACGACGACCGGCUCGACCGGCGGCGGGGCGAUCAGCGACGACAAACCGCAGAGCCCGCUUGGUUCCUCGCUACCACCGAGUACCGGUAGCCUGUCGAGUCACGGCGGUGCCGGUGCCGGUCAUCACCUUUUCUCGUUCCCGCCGACGCCUCCGAAAGACGCCACUCCCGACAGCAUCACCGCCAGCACCACCUCGAGCAGCACCAACAACAACAACAACAACACCAGCAGCGCCAACAAUAACAACAACGCCAGCAACAACGCGAGUAACAACCCCCUGUCCGGUUUAGGCGGCGGCGCGAGCAGCGAGUACCAAGCGGCGGUGGCGCACGCGGCGGCGAUGGGCGUGUUCAUGCACCAUCAGGACGCGCUUGGUGGCGGUGGCGCGAGUUCCUGCGACGUGAAGCCGAGCGUGAUGCUCGGCCACCAUCACGGAGCGCCGUCGCCGCCGCAUCAGCAGCACAACGGGACGACGAACGCCGGGAACGGCGGGGCCGGGGCGAACGGCGGCGGAGCGACCGGUCAGGUGAAGCAACGCGAAGGUAAUAACCAAUCGGGCAACGUGUCCGGCAGCCAACAGGCGAGCACCACGCAACAGCAACAGCAACAGCAGCAACAACAACAACAACAGCAGCAAGAGGCGGCGUAUCAGGGGAACAACGUGGGGGCGGGCGGUGGUGGCGGCGGUGGCGGCGGUGGCGCUAGUUCACCGUCGUGCAGGGACAGUUACGCGGCCGCAGCCGCCGCCGCUGCCGCGGCCGCGGCCGCGGCUGCCUCCAACACCCACCACGCCACCUCCGGAUCCCAGUACGACCCGGCAACCAGCGCGUAUAACAUGUACCAGCACCUGCAGUAUCCUAGUACCACCCACCAUCAUCACCAUCACCAUCAUCACGGCGCCUCCUCGUCGUCUUCUUCGUCUUCGUCCCACAAUCCGCACAACGGGUCCGCGGUUACCGGUAUAUUCGGGCAUCACGCGGCGGCGGCGGCCGCCGCCGCCGGUGCCGGCAACGCGGCCGGCGUGGCCGGCGUAAACGUCGACUCGAAGUUGUUGGUCGGUCACGCGCACGCCAACACGCCGAGCUCGCCGUCCGCGCAGCAGCAGCAGCAGCAAAAGCCCAGGAACAAGUCGAGGACGUCCGCCGAGGGUCGCGAGUGCGUGAACUGCGGCGCAACAUCGACACCUCUGUGGAGACGGGACGGCACCGGUCACUACCUCUGCAACGCCUGCGGACUCUACUACAAGAUGAACGGGCAGAAUCGACCUCUCAUCAAGCCGAAACGACGCCUG
Heterotrigona itama is the source of this 1419-nucleotide messenger RNA. NCBI's taxonomy places the organism in Eukaryota, Metazoa, Arthropoda, Insecta, Hymenoptera, Apidae. The record is from the annotation of a GenBank genome assembly.